GUGCUGCGCGUAUGGUGGGCUUUUACAACCAGUAUAAAUACAAGGCGCGCACUCGCGCUGCUAGAUUAAGUCCCGCGCCGCGGCACUGGGACAUCCUGAAGCAGGAUUAAAGCAGUACAAACUGUAGCCAUGGCUGACAAUUUGCGAAGACUGGUAAACUCUUCCCCCUUCAGUGUCUUGCAGGAUAAACUUGAAGCCUUGUACAAAGACUACCACGUGUUUUCUUGUGACCAGAAUCUGAACCGGUGCUGUGAGCUGGUGGAGCUCAACUCUAAAAUUCAGGGUCAAUUGUUCACCAUACUCAACCUUACAGCACAAGAGGGGGGACAUUAUGCAGGGAUUGACACUCUGAAGUCUCGUUUUUUACCGUGGCUUGGCUCCUGCUUCACUAUUCCAGCUUCCUCCAUCUCCACGGAUACCAGCCUCAGUCUCAUGCAGGAAUCUGCGGAGAAAGAGCGCAAGAUUCGUGAAAUGUCCUCUGCUCAUGAGAGCGACAUGCAGAAAAUAGAAGAUCAGCUGUGUUCUACACGUUUGGAGUUGAACUCAGUUAAGCAGGAACUGGCUGACACUCAGAUUGAACUGGAUUCUACAAAGAAUAAAUCAGCAACCACACUGUUGGCCACGGAGGAUGAAAUACUACAUCUAAAGGCAGAAUUGCGAGCAGCUCAAGAUCAGGUUGCUUCAUAUAAGAGAAAGUUGGAUGUUCUGGAUGACCAUGAGAGGCAGGUCAGAUUCCUAAAAGAUGAGGUCUCUUUCCUCACAGCGGAGAAAUCUGUUCUGCAGGACAGACUGGUCAGGAGCCGUUCACCCAGUCCUCUUCCCCGCCGGAGUCGCUCGGUCAGCCCUGUGAGGGGCGAGUCUCCCACACGUGCCCAGCUCACCAGCUCCUCACGUCACGCCCGGCUGGUCUCUCGUUUCUCAGACCUGUAUGCCAUUGAGAGGCUGGAGUCCCAGAGUCUCCUGCGCAGAUACAUUGACGACCUGGACACAGUCCAGAGGAUCAUUUUCAUUGCUGUUGUGGAAUCUUUCCAGGCUGCUAAACUGGCCUAUCGGCAGUUCAAGAUACGUGUGAAGAAGACACUUUCCUCCACACACAUUGGUCAUGAGAGUCUAGAGGAUGCAGUGGUGGAUUACAUUGUGCGAAAUCUGGACCUGUAUGACGUGCAAACCAGCGUUAAUGACGUCAUAAAUUCGAUGAACGUAAACCCGUGUAUCUCCUUCCCUCCGGAGGUCGACUUUGUUCUGAUCAGCAGCUUUAUCAGGGAAGUGUGCCGAAUAGCUUUCGCCAUGCAGACUCUGGAUCCACCACUGGAUCUGGCCUUCAGCUCAGAUGGAGAACUCUACAGCGAUGUGAAGUACAGACGCAGUUUUGAUUCAGAGUUCACAGCUCCUCUGGUGGCGUAUCACGUGUGGCCGGUGCUGGUGGAGGGAGAUACUGUCAUAUUAAAAGGAGAGGCAGUCACCAAAAGAGGAGCGCUGUGGAGAAGCAGGAGUCGUAGUUCCAGUCCUGUUCGUUCCCAAUCCCGCUCAGGAAGCCCCACACGCACAUUUAUGGCCAGUCGUAGUCGCAGUCCCUCCCCUGGACGUCUCUCUAGUAGUCGACUGUAAACUCUAACACCUGACCUCAACACUCUUCACACUAGUUACAAGAUUAAAAAGAUUUAUUAAAAGGAAUAAUUUAAUAAUUUAAAAAAAUAUAUAGAUUUUUUUUAUAUGUAUGGGAUGAAAUAUAACAUUUAUCAGUUGUCUUUACAAAAAAUCUGACGAUUUUAAAACAUGUAACACUUUUUAUGAUAGAUUAACCUCAACCCUAACAUUUUCUGUUUGGACUGCAUUUCACCGAGGCCCAAUAUGACUGGCCAGCUUCUGUUUUAAAUACGAGUUUGUGAGUCUACAUUAUAUUCAUUUACAAAAAUGACUACAAAGGUGCUCUGUUCGUCUGUGUGAUUAUUGAUCAAAUCAUUUAAGGUGCUAUACUUUGUUUGUUUUUGUAUGAAAUUAUUUAUGUUUUCAUAAAUUUAGACACGUGAUUUGGAUAUUUCCUCCAUAAUAGAAAUAGUGUUUAAAGAGAAAUUCUGUUGUCUUCUUUAAAGUCACACCUGCAUAUCAGCACUUUUGUAAUUCGGAUUUA
Messenger RNA from Triplophysa rosa, 2131 nucleotides. RefSeq names its product spermatogenesis associated 18 (gene spata18). Gene Ontology annotation, biological process: mitophagy by internal vacuole formation; mitochondrial protein catabolic process. Lineage: Eukaryota; Metazoa; Chordata; Actinopteri; Cypriniformes; Nemacheilidae. The coding region runs from base 130 to 1608 and encodes 492 amino acids. The record is from RefSeq and is a predicted model, not a curated record. The transcript is spliced from 12 exons. Gene Ontology annotation, cellular component: mitochondrial outer membrane.